This is a messenger RNA of Orussus abietinus, 1778 nucleotides long. RefSeq lists its product as uncharacterized. The transcript is spliced from 7 exons. The record is from RefSeq and is a predicted model, not a curated record. NCBI's taxonomy places the organism in Eukaryota, Metazoa, Arthropoda, Insecta, Hymenoptera, Orussidae. Gene Ontology annotation, cellular component: membrane. Bases 183 to 1397 code for a protein of 404 amino acids.
AGUGCUUUGGGGACACUUGCGAGCAGGUGCGAGCGAUUCGCCGAGCGAGUGGUAAUAGAGAAGAGGUACUCUUCAGGGUCCGCGAGAGGAGGCGCCGAGGAAGGGGACGGUCGUGGCCGAGGACGGUAUCGAUUGUCGGGAGGCCCGGUACACGCAAGCUCCCUGGCUCGCUCUCUCGAUGAAUGACUCGCGGCCGAUACACGUGCCAGUGGACGGGCAGGAGUGCUAAUCGGGGAAGGAGGGUCGGCGGCGAUCGGGUGCCCCUCUUCGGGAUCGAGAUGACCGGGCGCCAGUUCCUCGUCGUCGUGGCGCUCUUCGCUGGCCUCGGCCUGGCCGAGGUUCGCUACUUCCGAGAUCGCGAGGUUCCUGAUGACCUGGCCACGAGUUACCCAGAGUCGCGUGGAUUCUAUGGUGAACCGAUCAUAAGAGCCAUCCUGGAGUGGCGGGCGCAGAAUCCGCACCUGGUCGACGCGUUACAGGAGCUAGAGAGGAUGCAGCAAUCCAGAGGAAGAUUUUUUCCCUGGUUGAAGCAGGCAAGCCACAGAAGGCGUCGUCCAGAAGACGAGGAUGCGCCCUUCCUGGAUUUGGACACAGCAGUUCUUGGAACCUGGCCCGAGUUCACCUUCGAGUUCGAUGAGGCGAAUCCUCAAGAGGAGAGACCUUUUGCAGUGCGACCGAAUGAUCCUCGAUAUUAUCAGGAUACUUCCUUCGACGAAGGUGAGGAUACAGGUCCACAAGAGGAGUCCGGCUUCACUGAAACAACUCAAGGAACAACUCAGGAAAUAAUUCAGGAGAUGACUCUUCCGGAGUCGGACUUCAUGCCCGACACCGAGGUCAUCUCAAAGCAGGGGAAAUUUAAAGAAAAGGAAGAACAACCUGAAGAUACCAUGCCUGAACCUCACAGGAGGGCGCAACACGAUCCUUUGGUUCUCCCCGUGGGUCAGGCAUUCACCAAUGAUAUAUAUUUCAUCGCUGUUGUGGCAGGAUGCAGUGCUGCGGCUGUUUUCGCGCUGGUGCUUAUCGGUCUCACCUGGUGCAGGUUGCAACGUGGGGUCAAAGCAGCAGCAGAUAUCGAAUAUCCUGCGUAUGGCAUAACAGGUCCCAACAAGGACGUAUCACCUUCCGGCGAUCAGAGGUUGGCCCAGUCGGCGCAGAUGUAUCACUUCCAGCACCAGAAGCAGCAGAUUAUCGCCAUGGAAAAUCGAACGGCUGCAGCUCGUGAUCCUGGUUCCGUCUCCGAGGCCGAAAGCGACGAAGAGAACGAAGAAGGUGACUACACGGUAUACGAAUGCCCAGGACUUGCACCUACCGGAGAAAUGGAGGUGAAGAAUCCAUUAUUCCAGGACGAUCCGACGCCUGCCACGCCGGCGCAAAAUAACGAAGGGGACCACAUGUAGCUCUCGUAAAUCCCGGUCACAGGCCACCCAGAACCUACCCCCGGUGCUUAGUUCACUUUUCAACUGUCAUAUCUACAAUGUUUACCUAUAUAUUGGAUUAUACAAUUUUACUAUUUACACGAGGCGCGACGAGGCGGGCGGGAGAGUCCCGAGGGACUCCCAGGACUACAGCGACUGAUCGACUACAUUGCCCACGAUUACGCUAAGGGAAACUAUAAGUCUGUUAAAUCGACGGAGUAAAAAAUCAUUCUUCGCUGUCAAAUCGAAUCACCGGCCGCCCUCCUGAGAUUGUUUUCAAUCAGUCGGUUGCUAAUGAAUCAUGCAAGUGGGGACGGAUUUUUUUUCGUUAAUUCGAGCGAUUAAGGUGAUAUGAAAGGGUCA